Adineta steineri is the source of this 453-nucleotide messenger RNA. The record is from the annotation of a GenBank genome assembly. NCBI's taxonomy places the organism in Eukaryota, Metazoa, Rotifera, Eurotatoria, Adinetida, Adinetidae.
AUGACAUCAUGGUCAUUAUUUCGCAUCAUCUGUUUAUUUCAUGCUUGCAUCAAUGUUAUGAUGGGUUCAUCUAUGGUGCUUAGUAUAAGUACAGUUUCUCGUUUAGCACAUGUUGAAGAAGUGACAAAAAAAUUACACUUAACUGAUGACGAUGAGAAAUCUCGAUUGAUACAAACAUCAGAAUCUUUAGUUGGCAUGAUGCUGAUCUUUAUUGGUAUUCUUCUUUAUAUGAUAUCUUAUCUUGAGGACAUAGCAUUUCAACGAUAUUUUUCUAAAGGUUGUAUUUUAAUCCAUGUAUUAUUAGCCAGUUGGAGAAUAUUUGUUGAAGCUCAAGUUCAAACAUUACAAAAAGAUGUUAAAGGACAAAUUAUUAUGGAUUUAAUCUUUGCUGGAACAUGGUUGACAAUCCUCUUUCGUAAUCGAUAUCAAAACAAAAUAGUGAAGAAUAAAUGA